AGAAGACGGCACUGGUAUGGCAUCGGCGGGGGAUACAGGGCAUCUUAAUACGGAGGGACGGCAAGCUGAUCGAAUCGCAUUGGACCGAACUACUGGCGGGAAUGCUCACAGUGGAGGUCGCCGGCAUAAGUCAAACUUCUUCGAGAAGUUGUUUGGUCCACUAUGUGGUCGAAAGAACCAGAGCGACUAG
Messenger RNA from Perkinsus marinus ATCC 50983, 190 nucleotides. RefSeq lists its product as hypothetical. The annotation marks the transcript as partial. The transcript has 4 exons. The record is from RefSeq and is a predicted model, not a curated record. Lineage: Eukaryota; Perkinsozoa; Perkinsida; Perkinsidae.